Molecule: messenger RNA, 678 nt
Organism: Notothenia coriiceps (black rockcod)
Lineage: Eukaryota; Metazoa; Chordata; Actinopteri; Perciformes; Nototheniidae
Product: tau-tubulin kinase 2-like
Exons: 4
Coding region: 349-678 (109 amino acids)
Biological process (GO): protein phosphorylation
Molecular function (GO): protein kinase activity; ATP binding
Source: RefSeq, a predicted model, not a curated record
GAGAUGCUGAGGUGACAGCAGGCAGAAGGAGAACAGGGACGACCAACACUCCGACAUAUUCCACCCUUUAAACCUGCUUAUUGUUCUCUAACAUUUUCUACAAACGCGACCACCGCCGCCAUCUCUUCUUCAUGGACGGCUCCCUCGCGAUGGGAUUCCGUUCAAUGUCGUCCCCUCCUCCUCCAAAAGCAGAGGAUUUGUUGUAACCACACCCGGCUGGAUUGGAUCAAGGAUUGGCAGCAAAGACCCGAGGGCUCUCCAUCAAGGCACUAAUGCUCGUGUCAGUGUGAGGCCGCUGGUCGAGGGGGGGGGAAGCAGUGAGGACAGCGUCCCAGGUCCACAGACGGGAUGAGCGGGGGAACAGAGCAAGCUGACAUCCUGACCGUGCUCUCCCUGGUCAAGGAACGAUGGAAAGUGGCGAAGAAGAUCGGGGGAGGCGGGUUCGGGGAGAUCUACGAGGCGGUGGACCUCCUGACGCGGGUCAGCGUGGCGCUGAAGGUGGAGUCGGCCCAGCAGCCCAAACAGGUGCUCAAGAUGGAGGUCGCCGUGCUGAAGAAGCUCCAGGGCAAAGACCACGUGUGUCGCUUUGUGGGAUGUGGCCGCAACGACCGCUUCAACUACGUCGUGAUGGAGCUUCAGGUUGGUAUUAAUGCAGAGGACUUAAUGCCUCGCUCUUAA